This is a messenger RNA of Lodderomyces oxycetoniae, 2457 nucleotides long. RefSeq names its product putative AAA family ATPase (gene RIX7). Gene Ontology annotation, biological process: ribosome biogenesis. Gene Ontology annotation, cellular component: nucleus. The record is from RefSeq and is a predicted model, not a curated record. Gene Ontology annotation, molecular function: preribosome binding; RNA binding; ATP hydrolysis activity. The transcript has a single exon. NCBI's taxonomy places the organism in Eukaryota, Fungi, Ascomycota, Pichiomycetes, Serinales, Debaryomycetaceae. The coding region runs from base 1 to 2457 and encodes 818 amino acids.
AUGGGGAGGAAUCCCAUUACCGGACCUAUAGACAAAAAGGUCUAUAACUUUGUGAUUGAACUUUUAGACGAAAUAAGUGAGGAAAGAAGAAAAACUUUAUCGAGUGAUGAGUUGCAAGAUCCUUUUGCAGGUAUUGAAUCUGCCAAAAACUUGACCAUUUCCCAAGUCUUAGCCUACGUUCAAGCAAAAGAUGUAGUACUCAAACGCACCAAAAAGGCACAGCUCGAGAAAUCUGUAGCGAGAAUGCUCAGAAUAGUACGUGAGGACGAAGCCAAUGAAUUGAAUAAGACUUUGCAAGAUAUGUCUCCAAAGGAAUCAGAGAGUGAAGAGGAGGAGGGAAAUUUGGAAAGCAAUUUGAUGGAGGUCAAGGAUACAAACUCUACAAAUAAAUCAGUAGUAUCUUUGUGGAACUUUGAUGAGAAUAGCGAAUCUACUGAAGAAGCGCCAAAGAAUAAAGAUGACAGUGAGUCAAAAGGGACAAAGAGAAAGUCAAAGGAUUCUUCUAAGUCAAUGCUGAAGAAACAGAAACGAAAAGUUAAUUAUUCUACACCGACAUCUGACUUUUCAACGCUUGGAGGCAUGGAUAACAUUAUUACACAACUUUUAGAAACUAUUGGAUUACCUAUCUUACACCCAGAGAUCUAUACUUCCACGGGAGUUGAGCCACCAAAGGGAGUAUUAUUGUAUGGUCCGCCCGGGUGUGGUAAGACGACAAUUGCAAAUGCGCUAGCGGGCGAAUUGAAGGUGCCCUUUAUAAAUAUAUCAGCCCCAUCCAUUGUUUCAGGUAUGUCAGGAGAGUCCGAGAAAAAAUUGCGAGACUUGUUUGAAGAAGCAAAGUCUGUAGCACCGUGUCUUAUAUUCAUGGACGAAAUUGAUGCCAUAACACCCAAGAGAGAUGGAGGUGCUCAAAGGGAGAUGGAACGGAGGAUUGUUGCACAAUUGUUGACUUUGAUGGAUGAAUUGACCAUGGAAAAGACUGAUAAUAAGCCAGUGAUUGUUAUAGGGGCAACCAAUCGACCCGAUUCAUUGGAUUCUGCUCUUCGAAGAGCAGGAAGAUUUGACAGAGAAAUCUGUUUAAAUGUUCCAAACGAGAUUCAAAGGGAGUUAAUUCUUCGCGCGAUGACGGCAAAUAUCAAACUAGAACAAGGUGCAAAGUUCAAUUACAGAGAGCUAUCGAAGCUUACCCCUGGGUAUGUUGGAGCCGAUCUCAAGAGCUUGGUAACAACUGCCGGGAUAUUUGCCAUUAAAAGGAUAUUCGAAGCCAUGAGUGAACAACAAGAUCAGAACGGAAAUUUCUCAGACAGCAUGGACGUUGAUUCAAAAUGCGUGUUGGAUGAUGAAAACACUUUGACGAAAACGUUUAGUAGCAAAUCUGAAGGUGAAAAAUUAUCAACGAUACAAAGCUUUUUGAUGAAGCACCCUGAAACAUUAACAUCAGCACAACUUGAACCCUUAUCCAUCACAUACAAUGAUUUUAUCAACGCACUACCCACAGUACAACCCACUGCAAAGAGGGAAGGGUUUGCUACUGUUCCUGACGUCACUUGGCAAAAUGUUGGCGCAUUGAAUGCCGUCCGAACUGAGUUGCAUAUGUGCAUUGUACAGCCUGUCAAAAAACCUGAACUAUAUCACAAGGUGGGUAUCACAGCUCCGUCCGGAGUACUCAUGUGGGGGCCUCCUGGGUGCGGUAAAACACUUCUAGCCAAGGCAGUGGCCCAUGAAUCACGUGCGAAUUUUAUAUCAAUCAAAGGUCCAGAGCUUUUAAACAAAUAUGUUGGUGAAUCUGAGAAGGCAGUGCGUCAAGUGUUUCAAAGGGCUCGAGCGUCUAUACCGUGCAUCAUAUUCUUUGAUGAAUUAGACGCAUUAGUUCCACGCAGAGAUAGCUCCAUGUCCGAAUCUAGUAGUCGUGUGGUGAACACCUUGUUAACGGAGCUCGAUGGAUUAAACGAUAGAAGAGGUAUAUUUGUGAUUGGGGCUACAAAUCGACCAGAUAUGAUUGAUCCCGCAAUGCUUCGACCGGGAAGAUUAGACAAGACGCUUUACAUUGAACUACCUACACCUGCGGAACGGUCUGAGAUACUUAAAACCAUUGUACGUUCGAACAACAGUCCACUCGACCGAGAGGUUAAUCUUGAAAAAAUAGCAAGAGACGAAAGAUGUCGAAACUAUUCAGGUGCCGAUUUGUCUUCGCUAGUCAAGGAGGCUGCAGUUGCUGCAUUGCGAAGAAAAUUUUUUCACAAACAAGAACUAGAUCAGUUGGACAAAUCAGAAUUUUAUGAUGAAGAUGUCAAUGACGACAAUAUCAAAAUAAAUAAAGCUGAUUUUGAAGUAGCUUUGCAAGCUAUAAAACCAAGUGUUAGCGACAAAGACAGACAGAAAUAUGAGAAACUUAACAAAAGAAUGGGAUGGGGCAUAAUAAAACCAGACAAUUUAGAAGAAUCAGGAGAACAACAGUAA